AUGCAAUCUUCUCAAAUAUAAAGUGGAAUGAUAUUUUAAAAUGCUUGGGAGAAAAUAAAGCCCUUCUUUAUUGGUGGGUUUGCUGGAUGUCCUGCAACUAUAAUUGUUCAGCCUAUUGAUACCAUAAAAGUAAGAAUUUAGAUUAUAAACGAGCAAAUUGCAUUGGGAAAAGCAAAUGGAUUGACAACAAAUCCAAUAACUAUCUCAAAACAUGUAAUUGUUAAUGAUGGAUUCAGAGGAUUGUUCAAAGGCAUGGAUGCUGCAUUACUCCGUUAAUUAACUUAUGGCUCAACUCGUCUUGGAUUGUUCCGCUUGUUGUCUGAUACACAUACUGAAAGAAAUAAUAGAUAUCCUACAAUGUUUGAAAAAAUAAUGUAUUCUUCGUUUGCAGGAUAUGUAGCAUGUAUAGUUGGAAAUCCAGCUGAUAUUUCUGUAGUAAGAUUUUAGUAGGAUUCCUUGCUGCCUGCUCACAAAAGAAGAAAUUACAAAAAUGUUAUGGAUGCUAUGGUUAGAAUGGUUAAGGAAGAAGGCUUUUUCACAUUGUGGAGAGGUUCAAUCCCAACUAUUGUUAGAGCAGUCUUUAUAAAUGUUAGCAUGCUUACUACAUAUGAUGAAGUCAAAGAGAGAAUAAAUGCUUAUACAGGAACAAAAGAUCUCUUUACUACAUCUUGCAUAGCCUCUUUCAGUGCCUGCUUAGUUUCUUCAGUUGUUUCUCUACCCUUUGAUAACAUUAAAACUAAGCUCUAAGGAAUGAAGGCAAAUCGCCAUGGAGUGUUUCCAUACAAUAAUAUAGGUGACUGUAUGGUGAAAUCAAUUAAAUCAGAAGGAUUUUUCGGAUUAUGGGUUGGUAUGCCAACUUUUCUGUGCAGGAUGUUUCCACACUCAAUAGUAACGUUGCUCUUUUAAGAUUAUUUAUAUAAGUGCUUUUCAAAAAACACAAUGAAAAACUGA
Messenger RNA from Tetrahymena thermophila SB210, 951 nucleotides. Its product is annotated as 2-oxoglutarate/malate carrier protein. The record is from RefSeq and is a predicted model, not a curated record. Gene Ontology annotation, molecular function: oxoglutarate:malate antiporter activity. The transcript has a single exon. NCBI's taxonomy places the organism in Eukaryota, Ciliophora, Oligohymenophorea, Hymenostomatida, Tetrahymenidae.